Molecule: messenger RNA, 570 nt
Organism: Cygnus atratus (black swan)
Lineage: Eukaryota; Metazoa; Chordata; Aves; Anseriformes; Anatidae
Product: cytochrome c oxidase assembly factor 4 homolog, mitochondrial
Exons: 2
Coding region: 99-377 (92 amino acids)
Biological process (GO): mitochondrial respiratory chain complex IV assembly
Cellular component (GO): mitochondrial intermembrane space
Source: RefSeq, a predicted model, not a curated record
UCCCCCGCGGCGGAGCCCCGCCCCCGGCGGUGCAACCCGGAAGCGGGACUUAAAGGGGCCGCGCCGCGCUGGCUCGGCCCACCUCCAGCAGCGGGGCGAUGGCGAAGCCCGGACACUCCUGGAGCCGCCGCGGGUCCGAAAAGGAGAAAGAAGAGGAGGAGGAGGAGGAAGGCGAGGACCCCGUGGACGCGAUGAUCGCGCGGACGGGCUGCACGGCGCAGCACUGGGCGCUGCAGGAGUGCAUGGCGGAGCAGCGCGACUGGCGGCGCUGCCAGCCCCACGUCCAGGCCUUGAGGCACUGCAUGGCCCGGCGGCAGCGCCCGCGCCCCGAGGAGCCGAACCCCGAGCAGCCCCAACGCUCACCCCCGGGGGACUGAGAGCCCCCCCCAAGGGCUAAAACCCCCCUGGGGAUCCCCCACCGGGCACCGGCACCACCCCCAGGUGGGGCACCCCAAAGACGCAGGCUGUGCUAUUCGACGUUUUUUCUAUUAUUUUUUGUUAAGCGGGUUGCUGUCGUGGUUAAAUCCGCGUUUGAUUUUAGGCCAGGAAAUUAAAUUUUGGUGUCGUUCA